This is a messenger RNA of Macrosteles quadrilineatus (aster leafhopper), 2108 nucleotides long. RefSeq names its product alkaline ceramidase 3-like. Bases 125 to 931 code for a protein of 268 amino acids. The transcript has 8 exons. Gene Ontology annotation, biological process: phytosphingosine biosynthetic process; ceramide metabolic process. NCBI's taxonomy places the organism in Eukaryota, Metazoa, Arthropoda, Insecta, Hemiptera, Cicadellidae. Gene Ontology annotation, cellular component: endoplasmic reticulum membrane. The record is from RefSeq and is a predicted model, not a curated record.
GCCCUAUGUUAAGCUAAUUGUCAGCUUUCUAUAGUACUAACUAAGAUCAGCUGGUUCUGAAGCCAAGAUCAUCUUAAUUUACCGAUAGACAAGUAACUUAAAAAGAAUCAAUUUGAAAAAAGCAAUGGCACCCACUUCAAACAUCAUUGGAUACUGGGGAAAACAAACGGCUACUAUUGAUUGGUGCGAGAGAAAUUAUGAAGUGAGCUUCUAUGUCGCAGAAUGGUGGAACACAAUAAGCAACCUUAUGAUUAUACUCCCACCAUUAUGGGGCAUUGUUGAAGUCUUCAACCAAGGAUUUGAGAAGAGAUUUAUCAUAUGCAACUUUUUGGUGUUUAUUGUAGGAGUGGGGUCCUGGUGCUUCCACAUGACUUUACUGUAUGAAAUGCAGUUGUUUGAUGAACUGCCAAUGAUCUAUGGGUCCCUGUUCCUGUUAUAUUGUGUGUAUGAGGCACCCAAACCCUACAAUAAACAUUUCUUUUCCAACAUUCCCUUGUUCACGUUCCUGUUUGGUUUUGCCAUACUGUUUACGGUAAUGUACUUAUGGUGGCCUCAGCCUUUGUUCCAACACGCCUCCUAUGGAGUAAUAAUUCUCUGGUCCUGGAUUAAAGAAACUCAGAUCGUUCGACAAAAAAAGUGCAAAACAUGCAAGAGAAUACUGAUCAUGUCAGUGGCGAUGUUUUGUUUUGCCUUCUUCAUAUGGAAUAUUGACAAAGCUCUAUGUUCUACAUUGGAUAACUUCCGAGGAAGGGUUCCUUCCGGGGUCGGUGCUCUGACACAGCUUCAUGCUUGGUGGCAUGGUUUCGCUGGAUACGCCUCGUACUUGCAGAUAUUCUUUUGUAUACAUGCUUGGUACGAUUUCCACAAGAGGAAAGGAGAGAAGCGUUUGUUGAACACGACUCAUGUUGGUUUCAGCUUAAGAUGGUCUUAGUGCCACUUAGUCCGUCACACCCACUCUCUUAUAUCAGGUAGUCUAAGAAUUGCAACCAUAAACAGUUAUAAGAAAAAAUCCCAUCAUCGAGUAACAGGCUGUGAUACCUAUAGGUUCUGGUUUAUAGAUCAGCCUUGCCUACAGUCAACAAUAUUACUUUGUGAGUAAUAGUUGAUUACUGAUUAUAUUCAUUGGUUACUGUAAGAGAAACUUUAAAUCGUUGCAUUACUUGUAUUAUGAGAGUUUGUUUACAACCCAUAAAGUUGGAACCUUGGUACUUAAAAUUGUGUCAAUACUGUCUAUGUCAAUCAAGUUGUGAUGAGAUGAUGUGAUCUUAUUGUGUAGAAAUCACUUCAGAAUCAACAACGGUUUGCUUCAUUAAGCUUUGUAUUUAGUGGCCAUAUCACUCUAGUCCAAACUUUUCACCUCGUAGUUGCAUGUUCGUUUGGAACAAGUAACAAAAAUUUCAUUAGCAGGGAUUUUUAAUCUACUUUUACAUUGUGUCUUAAAACCUUUUUACUACUUGUAACUCUUUACUUUAAAUCCAAAAUGCUAUUGUUGGUUUUAACAAAUAUUUUAGCAUCAAAAUGAAACUAUUUGAUGAGACACCAUACUUCACUGUGUCCUUAUAUAGGCCACAUCAUGCCUUGAAAUUUAAUCCUUUAAUAAUUAAUAGUAGUUUACGCAACAAUCGGGUUAUGACUAUUUACCCUAGUUGCGUACACUACUUUACCUACAACAGUGUUUUAAUAACUCAAUCACUACGGUACUCAUAACUUCUAAGAGAGGUUAUGUUUUUGUUUAUAACUUCUCAUUGUAACUGACAGUGAUGCAAGAAAUCAUUGUACCAAACGCUAAUUGCACCACUUCUUUCAUUAACAAUUAAAUUGGUCUGAACAGCUGAUUAGUUGAAGUUCGACGCAUUACAAUUUUACUUAUUUUCUCACAAUCUUUGAACCUCACUGGUCCAUUACCUGUGUUGUUAAGUAAAAAAACAAUGUUCCAAGUAAGUUAACAAUGCUGUUAUGUGAAUCUUUUCAAUUCUAAGAACUGAACUGAAACGGCUAGUUUAAAAAACGGUCGUAGGUAAAUAAUAUUUCCAUACAGUAUUAGUAUUUAAAAAAACCUGAGUUUUCAAAUACAAAAUUGUUGAUUGGCCUUGUAUUUAUUAUGGAUG